AUGCUCACUCGCAUUCCUAGUAUUCUGUGCAACACAUCCGGGUCUGGAAAGACCCGCGUACUUUUCGAUGGGCUUUCAAGUCUCUGGGGCUUCUAUAUCACUUCUGACGCCCAAGAUGGCUUUGGAUCGACAGAUCUCAAUUACACAAUGGAGACCGUCACGGGAAAACCUGAAUGGAUAGGCGACGUCUUUUCCGGGGCUUCAGACCCUCAUGACAUACAGAACCGAAGCAAAAUUAACGAAAUGAUCGUAAAAAUAGGCGUAUCGCGUAUACUCCUAGCCCGGUGGAACCUCUUGAAAAUCUUUAUCGAUGAAGCCAAGAAAUGUCAUGGGUCGCUACCUCCAGACAUUCAACGGACCUGGCUCUUAUUCCAAAUACUCCCCUCGACAAACGAUGUUUUCCUGCGUUUCAUCAAAGAGUACCUUGCAGAUGAAGUUCAAGCUGCCGGAGCGGCCUAUAUGGGUUGCUUUUCAAACCAGGACGGUUCAAAGAAAAGACCUUACCUUCGACCCCUAAUCCAGCAGCUCGCUACAUACCCAAAGCACCAUAUUAUCGUGUCUGGUACGGGCUUCUCACUGGAGACAAUCGAUAAGGUGGUCAGCGCUGGUGUUGCGAGGCCCACUGGCUGGCACAUUCAUCAUCGUAUGGAAGACUUUUCAAAUCAAAAGGACCAAGAAGAAUACAUACGGCAGUAUCUUCCACCAUCAUUUCUCGCCUCCGAUGUUGGUCGUGAAUUUAUCAAACUCAUGUGGGAAUGGUGUCGAGGAAGACCCCGAUUUACAGCAGAAUUACUUGAGCAACUAUUCGUCGAGCUGUGGCUCCACCAUGAUCCCGCCUCUCCACUCUCGUGGAUGAUUGAAUACGUUUCCGCUCUUACUGGGAGUCAGCCCCUCAAUUACAAUAGGGAGCUGGUCUCACGAGAGGCUCGAGUCGGGUCAAUGUUUCUUCUCUCGUUCAAAUGGGACAAGCUCAACAGUAGCACGUUGCUCUCUAGCCACCUACUACGAGUGAUCAUGAAGGAUGACCAAAGGGCAAUCGUCGAGUAUGGCCUGGGGAGCUUCAUCGCUACAGCCAAACAGAUAAAUUCCACUCAACGAUCGAUCAGCAUUGGCGAGCCCUUGGCAUUGACUAGCAUUUGUCGACACAUUCUGGGCGAUGCAUCGCUCGCGACAGUGAUCCUUACUCAUCUCGAAUUUAACCCUGGCGACGGAUUUGAAGCGCUUGUGAUGGUGGCUCUGACCCGACUUCAAAACCAAGUCUCCAUGGAAAGUUUGUUCGAUUUCCAUCAAAGGCAGCCAGAAUGGUCUGGCUUGACGGCGCAGAUCGUUUCCAUGGCAGGCGGUCUCCUUAUCGACUAUGACAGUAUCUUGCACGACGCGACCUUCAAUGACCAAGUUCUGCCACUUCGGGCCAAAGAUCCCGAAGGCGUGAUCAAGUGGUUAACAAGCGAUUCCUUGGCUGCUUGGUGUAUACCAGGCCAUAAAAUGGGACCGGAUCUCCUGACCCGAGUCAAGCUCAGUAAUGGUAGCACUGUUUUGAUCGUUGUCCAAGCGAAGUGUUGGGAAAUCGAGUCCUCAGAAAGACGUUUCCUUCCAGCAGACGCGACCGCGCAUGCGAUCCUGUCUGUAACGCCCUCAACGUGGUUCUCCGGUACCAUAACUUCAAACAUGAAACAAGCAACACAGAACAAGCAAUCUAAGAAAAUCCAUGCCAUGCUCCGAGAGAUCGGAAAGUAUGAGUUACUUCGAGUCGUUGUGGCGCUCCCGUUGGUUCCUGACCUGAAUUCAACAACUCGAGCAGUCAAGGACGCAAUCGAAGCGGACAAAAGCCUUCUUGCGACGAUUGGAAUAGCUCGUAUCGCCGAGGCAUUCUCUCAAAUCCCAAAGGGGCGUGACGUACUGCGUGUUCUGAAGAGGGGACGAGAUGAAGAAACCUCGGGGUCAUCUCAGAUGAAGAAGGUACAACCUAAGAAGGCAAGACAUACAGCGACUCCACAAAAAGUUCGAAAAUGA
This is a messenger RNA of Serendipita indica DSM 11827, 2013 nucleotides long. Lineage: Eukaryota; Fungi; Basidiomycota; Agaricomycetes; Sebacinales; Serendipitaceae. The record is from the annotation of a GenBank genome assembly.